Molecule: messenger RNA, 706 nt
Organism: Cryptomeria japonica (Japanese cedar)
Lineage: Eukaryota; Viridiplantae; Streptophyta; Pinopsida; Cupressales; Cupressaceae
Exons: 2
Coding region: 108-464 (118 amino acids)
Source: RefSeq, a predicted model, not a curated record
CCUGGUACUACUGCAAUAUUCUUAGAAUUGCUUUAAAUACUCCAAUUCACUCCAAACGAGGGCAAGCAUUUGUAGGAAUUGUAGUAGAAAUCCUGAGAUAGGAGAAGAUGGUGGGAGGAAGCUACAACACAUCAGGCAUCACAAUCGAUCAAGGAGAUGAAUCAAAAAGCAUCAUUCGAGCAGUACAUAUCACUGAUCCAUCAAAGCAAGGCAUCUCAGUCCGUCAGGGGCGUAAAGCAGAGCACACCAUUGAAGAUGUCAAGUUCACUGUAGAUUUUGAAUCAAAAGACAAAGUGAAAAAGCAAUGGUGUAACUUUACGGCCAUCACGAUUGCGAGUGUGGGGUUUCUAUUCACGGCAGAAUCAUUUCCCCCGAAUGUGGCUGUAGCGGGGAAAAUGUUCUUUGAAUGGCUUGGGGAUAAGAUCCCACACUUUCUCAAUAGCGGCACCACUACUGAAGUCUAAGGAGUGUGCUCUUUCUCCAUGUAACGACCAGUAGUACUUUUGCAUAAAGACGUCUAAGUUUAAUGUUCUUUGAAUGGCUUGGGGAUAAGAUCCCACACUUUCUCAAUAGCGGCACCACCACUGAAGUCUAAGGAGUGUGCUCUUUCUCCAUGUAACGACCAGUAGCACUUUUGCAUAAAGACAUCUAAGUUUAAAAUAAAUAAUAUAUAUAUCAAUAUUUCUAUUUCAAAUAUAGAAUAAAG